This is a messenger RNA of Paramecium octaurelia, 1455 nucleotides long. The record is from the annotation of a GenBank genome assembly. NCBI's taxonomy places the organism in Eukaryota, Ciliophora, Oligohymenophorea, Peniculida, Parameciidae.
AUGUAUGGCUAGUUCUCCAGCAUCCAAUAUUUGUACUUCUAUAGUGACUUUAGGCGUAAUUACUUGAGAAAGUGCAUGUAAAUGUCAGUAUGUCUAAUUUAAAGAGAAAUGUUUAGAUUACAAUACUGAAAAAAUAACAAACCAUUCCAAGAAUAUAAAUUUUUGGAAAUGCCAACGGUUGUGCGAGCAUUCUUACGAAUUAUGUAAAAUUAAAUUAUAAUUAUUUAGCCUAAUAAAGAUCCAAUAGUGUUAACAAAAGAACUGGAUUCACUCACAGGGUAAUUGUUAAUUCGAUGGAAAAGGGAAUUACUAAAAAAACUCCUUGCAUAACUAAAUGUUGUACAGAGUUAUUAGGAAUCAAUACUCAUGUUUGUAGUAGAUUUACAACUGGCUACUAUUGUUACUUUAAUAAAUUUAUUAAAUGUGUCGAAAUAACUGAUCAAAAAGUUGACGCAAGUUCAGUAUAAUCAGUGAUGGAUAUCUAUAAUUUCAAACAAUUCAAAUGUUCGUGCUUCUGUUUUCAGAGUCACUACUAUACAAGAAUAAGUUAAGGUGUUAUAUUUGCAUUGUGUUGGAAAUUAUGCAUAAACAUAUGGACCCAAAAUUGUAUUAGUUACAUUAAAAAACAUGUAUCAGUUAUUUCAAUAGGAAUUGAAAUUUACGCAAUGUAUUGAUGAAAUACAAGUUUUCUAAUAGCAGCAUCAAUAAUCUUUUAUCUAAGACGAAGAAAGUUUAACAAACAUCCUCAAAGAAUUUGCAGUAUGCAUUGGGUACNAGUUUUAUUAAGUAAAUGAAAACGUUUGUAAGCGAUUUCAAAAUAGAAAGUAGGAUGGAAAUAUGACUUAACAACUAAAUUCUUGAAAGAAGUAUUGGAUAGGAGAUCUGUACAACUCCUUAUCUGAAUUUAUCAGCAUGUGUCUAGAUCACUUAAGCUAUGUCAUGUCGUUAGAGAGAAGAAGUUAACAAAUGUGAAAUAGUGGAAGUGAUUGCUUUAGUCACAAAAUGCACAGAUUUAAAAUAUUCAAUUCCAUUGGCAAGCUCUUAGAUUUCUGAGUUGAUAAAUAAAAAGAAUUUAGGAUGUUAUUUUAACAGCAAUACUCAACAAUGUGAAGUUAUAAUUAAAGGGAAUUUAGCUGAAAUGGAAUUUUUGAACAGGAGUUAAAUAAAUAUGGGUGCACUAUGAUUGCAAAAGUUGGAUAGAGAUGUAGAUGGUUUAGAGGAUAAUUUGCAAGUAUUAGAAAUAAAGAAUAAAUAGCCUCUAUUUCAUGCAAUGAACUCAAAUAUGUUAAUCUUGAAGCUUGUGGUCUUGUCACUUUUAGCAAAGAAGUUUGUAAAUAUAGUAUUGAUGGGAACUCAUUUGCUUGUUCUUAGAUGAGAAGAAAUACUAACGGAUGUUAUUUUGAUAAAAUCAACAAUGUCUGUUUGUUUGGCUCUAGAUAGGAAAUAAUCCUAUGA